This is a messenger RNA of Hydra vulgaris (swiftwater hydra), 1685 nucleotides long. RefSeq names its product SCO-spondin. The record is from RefSeq and is a predicted model, not a curated record. Lineage: Eukaryota; Metazoa; Cnidaria; Hydrozoa; Anthoathecata; Hydridae.
CAGCUAUAUAAAUAAACAGAUAUACAUGACUUUUUAGAUUACAAAUGAUAUGAUCAGUAUAGAUAGACAUAACUAAAGAGGCAUACCGCAUAAUAGCUUUUACUGGGAUGUUUAUUCAAGCAUUGGUACUCGUAUUCUGUUUAAAAGAAAGCUUCUCUCAAGUGUGCGAUGUUCGUGGAGAGAAGUAUCCCAUUGGUCAAUUUAUUAACAAGUGCCGAAAAUGUAAUUGUAAUAAAGAUGGCUCUUGGAAAUGUGACCCUCAAUGUCCAGCGGAAUCUAUUACUUGCCCCGCAGGACAAAUAAUAACUCGUGUUCGUAAAGAAGUUUUAAGUGGAUGUUUUUGUGAUAAACUUACGUGCGUCACAGAUUCAAAUUCAGUGUGCGAUGUUCGUGGAGAGAAGUAUCCCACUGGUCAAUUUAUUAACAAGUGCCGAAAAUGUAAUUGUAACAAAGAUGGCUCUUGGAAAUGUGACUCUCAAUGUCCAGAGGAACCUAUUACUUGCCCCGAAGGACAAACAACAACUCGUGUUCGUACAGAAGUUUUAAAAGGGUGUUAUUGUGACAAACUUACCUGUGUCAAUAAUCAAAACAAAGUGUGUGAUGUUCGGGGUGAGAAGUUCCCUGCUGGCCCAUUCAUCUACAAGUGUCGGAAGUGCAAUUGUAACAAAGAUGGUUAUUGGAAAUGUGACCCUCAAUGUCCAGAGCAAUCAAUUGUAUGUCCCGCAGGACAAAUAGUAAUUCGUAAUCGUACAGAAGUUUUAAGCGGGUGUUAUUGUGAAAAGCUUACUUGCGUCACGAAUUUAAAUGCAGUGUGUAAUGUUCGUGGAGAAAAAUAUUCCGUGGGUACUUUCUAUAACAUGUGCCGAAGAUGCAUUUGUAAUAGAGAUGGCUCUUGGAAAUGUGAUCCUCAAUGUCCAGAGCAAUCGGUUACUUGUCCAGCAGGUCAAAAAAUAACUACAGUUCGUACAGAGGUUUUAAGCGGGUGUUAUUGUGACAAACUUACUUGUGUCGCGGAUUCAAAUGCAGCGUGUGACGUUCGUGGUGAGAAGUAUCCCACUGGAUCUUUCAUCAAUAAAUGUCGAAAAUGCAAUUGCAAUGGAGAUGGCUCGUGGCAAUGUGAUCCUCAAUGUCCAGUUGAAUCCAUCAAUUGUCCUGCAGGAGAAAUAAUUACUCGCAUUCGCACAGAAAUUUCAAAAGGUUGUUUUUGUGAUAAGCUUAUAUGCGUCAAAGAUCCGAAUGGAGUGUGUCAAGUUGGCGAAGAAAAGUAUCCUAUUGGGCCAUUUAUGAACAAAUGUCGUAAAUGCAAUUGUAACAAAGAUGGUUCGUGGAAUUGUGACCCCCAAUGUCCAGUUGAAUCUAUUACUUGCUCCGCAGGACAAAUAAUAACUCGUGUUAACACAGAAAUUUCGAGUGGAUGUUUUUGUAACAAACUUGCCUGUGCAACUGAGCAAAAAAAAGAGUGUAACGUCGAUGGCGUUAUUUAUUCAGUUGGAAAAUUCACUUCCAAAUGUCGCAAUUGUAUUUGCAACAACGAUGGCUCGUGGAAUUGUUCUUCAUUUUGUCCUGAAUAUAGUAUACGUUGUGAAGAUAAUCAAGUUGUAAAAAACAUUCGCGAAGAAAUAUCAGGCUGCUUUUGCGAUAAACCAAUCUGCGUAAACAUUAAUUAACAUUAUUUUGUUAUUGCA